Messenger RNA from Drosophila pseudoobscura, 435 nucleotides. RefSeq lists its product as uncharacterized. Gene Ontology annotation, cellular component: endosome; lysosomal membrane; trans-Golgi network. The transcript has 2 exons. Gene Ontology annotation, biological process: Golgi organization; phosphatidylinositol phosphate biosynthetic process; endosome organization. Lineage: Eukaryota; Metazoa; Arthropoda; Insecta; Diptera; Drosophilidae. Bases 1 to 435 code for a protein of 144 amino acids. Gene Ontology annotation, molecular function: 1-phosphatidylinositol 4-kinase activity. The record is from RefSeq and is a predicted model, not a curated record.
AUGGACCAAAUGGAUGCACAAGCUCUGCUGUCCCUGCUGCUUUGGACCUAUCUAUCGGAGGCCGGAGCCAGUCUAGUGGAUCAGAAACUCAAUCUGAAUGUGGUGCCAAAGACGCGUGUGGUUCGUCUGGUCGCCGAAAGCUUCAACUAUGCCCGCCUCGAUAGACAGAAGGCAAAGCUGAAGAAGCGUAUUAAGGAGCACUAUCCGUCGGCCCACUUCAAUCGAAUGAGUCAGCCCCUGAAGGUGAAUCUCCUGCCCUGUUCCCUGCUAAUUUUACUCAUGUUUUCCCCCUGCGCCACCUCUGCGUUCGGCAGGGGGCACGGACCCCCAAUCCCCAAAUGGGAAUGGCCAGACAGACGUUACCAGUUUGGCCAGCAGCGAGGAGGAGCUACCCACCACGAGUACCAAGAAUAUAUCCCACAGAUCGGAGAAUAA